Messenger RNA from Metarhizium robertsii ARSEF 23, 11874 nucleotides. RefSeq names its product polyketide synthase. The transcript has 7 exons. Gene Ontology annotation, molecular function: fatty acid synthase activity; 3-oxoacyl-[acyl-carrier-protein] synthase activity; phosphopantetheine binding. The coding region runs from base 1 to 11874 and encodes 3957 amino acids. Gene Ontology annotation, biological process: secondary metabolite biosynthetic process; fatty acid biosynthetic process. The record is from RefSeq and is a predicted model, not a curated record. NCBI's taxonomy places the organism in Eukaryota, Fungi, Ascomycota, Sordariomycetes, Hypocreales, Clavicipitaceae.
AUGGACAGUGUUCAAUACGGCUCAUCUGGAAACGAGCCCAUUGCUAUUAUUGGAAGCGCCUGUCGGUUUUCAGGGUCCCUUGAUACACCUUCGAAGCUCUGGGAGGUCCUGAAAGAACCAAAGGACCUACUGACCAAGAUCCCGAGGAACAGGUUCAACGUUGAUGCGUUCUAUCACCCCAAUGGAUUGCAUCAUGGUACCUCAAACGUUACAGAAUCGUACAUGCUGGCCGAGGAUCCGCGGCUUUUUGAUGCGGCAUUCUUCAAUAUCAAGCCCAUAGAGGCACAUUCCGUUGACCCACAACAGCGACUGCUCAUGGAGGUCGUCUAUGAAUCUCUUGAAGCUGCCGGACUGCCUUUCGAGUCUCUUGUCGGGUCGCAGACGGGAGUCUACGUGGGCCUGAUGUGUGCCGACUUUGCCAACCAUUUGCAGCGCGACGUCGACGCGACGCCAACAUACAUGGGGACCGGCACCGCUCGCAGCAUAAUAUCUAAUCGAAUAUCCUACUUCUUUGAUUGGCACGGGCCUUCCAUGACCAUUGACACUGCAUGCUCCUCCAGCUUGGUAGCUGUCCACCAGGCGGUCCAACUCCUUCGCAGCGGCGAGUCUGAUCUUGCCGUCGCCGCUGGUGCUAAUCUCAUCCUUGGCCCAGAGCAAUAUAUUGGGGAGGCGAAGCUUAAGAUGCUGUCACCGGGAAGUCGGUCGCGUAUGUGGGAUGCUAAUGCGGAUGGCUAUGCCCGCGGAGAGGGUAUUACCUCUGUUAUUUUAAAGCGUCUUAGCGACGUAAUUCGGGACGGCGACCACGUCGAGUGUAUUGUUCGCGAGUCAGGUGUUAACUCGGAUGGACGAACUAAAGGAAUCACCAUGCCAAACCCACUAGCACAGGCUGAAUUAAUUGCAAGAACUUAUCGAAAAACAGGGUUAGACCCAGAGGAUCCGGGUCAACGUUGUCAAUAUUUUGAGGCCCAUGGGACUGGAACUACGGCUGGCGACGCAUGCGAGGCCGAGGGUAUCAAAAGGGCCUUCUUUGGGCUCGAUGAGACAAGCUCUUCACCAAAUACUCCUCUCUAUGUUGGGUCUAUUAAAACGGUACUCGGCCAUACCGAGGGAACGGCAGGCUUAGCUGGACUAUUAAAGGCAUCACUGGCGUUACAAAAUGGGACUAUUCCGCCAAAUAUGCUAUUCGACAAUCUCAGUGCAGAUGUUGCGCCGUUUUAUAGCAACCUGGAGGUUGCCACAAGGGCAAAGCCGUGGCCAAAGACGUCCGGGCCACGACGUGCGAGCGUCAACAGCUUUGGUUUCGGUGGCACCAACUCCCACGCCAUCCUCGAAAGCUUCGACAACGAGCCAGUCCGAACUUCCCAUAGUUUCAAUUCGAGAGUAUUCACUCCAUAUGUGUUCUCUGCCGGGUCGGAGGCGGCCCUUACAAAAAUGCUUAAAGCCUACUUGGCACAUCUCAAAGCCAACCCAUCGGUCUCGCACCGCGAUCUUUCUUAUACCUUGCACUCAAGACGGUCAGCACUGGGUGUCAGGGCAUCAUUUCCGUCUACGCCUUAUGAUAGACUGGCCUCCAACAUAGACAACUAUAUACAAGCCAACGAGGGAGUAGGAGCGACAGGCAUUGGCGUAAGGCCAGCGCCGUCUCAACCCCGUGUCCUUGGAGUCUUUACAGGGCAGGGUGCUCAGUGGGCCACCAUGGGUCGAGAGAUCAUCUUGGGAUCCGAGAAGUUGAGGGAGUCCUGGGAUGGUUUCCAACACGUUCUCAACAGCUUGCCAAAAGACCACCAGCCCUCUUGGUCACUGGUCGAAGAGUUGGCAGCCGAUGCUACGAGAUCUCGCAUCGGCGAAGCAGUCAUAUCCCAGACACUCUGCACUGCUGUUCAAAUCACUCUUGUAGAUAUCCUACGAGCUAGCGGAGUCGAGUUCCAAGCGGUGGUGGGCCAUUCCUCCGGAGAGAUUGCGGCGGCAUACGCUGCGGGCUUCAUUUCCCGGGAAGACGCACUUAAAAUUGCAUAUUAUCGCGGACUCUGUGUGUCUAGCUCAACAUGUCAUAAGAAGGGAGCCAUGCUGGCUGUCGGCACGACUGUGGAGGAUGCCGAAGAGGUCUGCAAUUUGGGCAAGUAUAAAGACCGCGUCUGCCUGGCCGCUUGCAACUCCCCGUUGAGCGUGACCCUCUCCGGAGAUGAAGACGCGAUUGAAGAGGCCAAGGUGCUGUUUGAAGAUGAAAACAAGUUUUCAAGACGGCUAAAUGUCGACCAGGCAUAUCACUCGCACCAUAUGAUUCCUAAAUCUGCUGGAUAUGUCGAAGCCUUGCGCGCUUGCAGCAUCCAACCUCGUCAGGGGAGGAAAGGCUGCCGAUGGUAUUCGAGCGUGAGCAAAAAUACUGUCAUAACUGCAAGUGACGCUUUGGGAGCCGAGUACUGGAAGGAAAAUAUGCUCCAGCCUGUUUUAUUUUAUCAGGCUAUUCGGACUGCGCUGAAAAACGAGGAUGGUUUGAACCUUGUUGUUGAAGUCGGUCCUCAUCCUGCUUUAAAGGGGCCUGUUCUUGAGACGUGGCGAAGUUCCCAUGACAAAGCACCCGCAUACACGGGCGUUUUGCAGCGCAACAUAGACGACAUUGAAGCGUUAUCUGCUGCACUUGGUUACAUGUGGUCUCAUUUCUCCACCCCGUUCAUAAACUUCAACGCCGUCGACGUGUUGCUUUCGGGAGAUGACGGGUGGAAUCUUGUUCCUUCACUGCCGACUUACCCAUGGGAUCACGAUCGCAUUUUCUGGCACGAAACUCGCCUCUUGAGGGCUUAUAAUGACCGCAACGACUCCCCGCAUUCGCUUCUUGGAACCCGUCUGCCGGAUGGGUUGGAUGACGAGAUUCGUUGGCGGAACCUUAUCCGACCUAGCGAACUCGCUUGGAUUCACGGGCACCAGGUACAAGGGCAAAUGGUAUACCCGGCUGCUGCUUACAUCUCUUCUGCCAUAGAGUCAGCACGCUUCCUUGGAGCAGGUGAAACAAUUAGCGUUAUUGACAUCCAUGAUUUUGUUAUUCGCAAAGCGCUCGUGUUUCAAGACGAGAGUUCCGAGGCCGAAUCAUUAUUUGCGCUAUCAGAUAUUGAUAGAAAGAUUCCGGAUCAGAUCUCUGCCACAUUCAAAUUUCAUGCUUCUACCAGUUCCAAGUCCGAUACAUUGGCCUGUCUCGCAACUGGGAGACUGAUUGUCUCGAUUGGUAUCUCUAGGUCAGUCGACGAGCUUGACCGCCAGCUGAGAAACACAAAACCGCCGUAUUUGUUAGACGUAACACAGGAUAAUUUCUACUCAUCUCUCGAAAAGCUUGGUUACCACUACACCCGCGAGUUCAGAUCCCUGCAGUCCAUGAAACGAAAGCUCGGCUACGGAGAGGCAAUCGCUAGGGUCCCGUCGCAAGAAGUAGCCGACUCUGUCCUCGUCCACCCUGCUCUUCUCGACGCCGCCUUCCAGUGCAUCCUUCUUGCAUAUUGGUGGCCCGGUGAUGGCAGCCUGGAUCAACUACAUGUUCCAACAAAAAUAUCCAGCAUCCGAGUCAACGCACAACACUGCCAACUGAACCUGGUUCCCGGCAAUAAAAUACCAAUCGUGUCUCGCUUAACACAGAAUCCGCUAAUCACUGGUGGCAUAGAGGGAGAUGUUGAUGUAUUUGUCCCCAAUCCGCAGUCCGGCUUGCUACUCCAAGUCCAAGGGAUAAAGGUGACACCACUGUCGGAACGAAGCCCUGAAAAAGACCGACAAUUAUUCUGCAAACACAUAUGGGCUCCGGCACUACCCGACGGAUUUUUGGCAGCAGAUAAUCGUGCUUCAGCUGAGGACGUACAGCUUGCCGCUGAUUUAGAAAGAAUUUCACUCUAUUACAUGAACCAAGUUAGCAGAGAUACUCCAGAAGACAAGCGCGACACUCUAUCUUGGCAUCACAAGGCCAUGUUUGACUGCUUCGGUCAUGUCAUCCAUCAGAGUCGGAUUGGAAGGCAGCGAUUUACGGAGAGAGAGUGGCUCAAUGAUACAUGGGAAGAUAUCGCACAAAUUAUGGAUAGAUACCCUGACAGCAUUGAGAUCAAACUAACUCGUACAGUGGGCGAGCACCUCACUGCCGCAGUGCGAGGCGAAACAGAAAUCCUCCAGCACAUGCUAGACGAUGACUUGCUUAACCGGUACUAUGUUGAGGCCAUGGGGCUUAAAGAUGCCACCAGCUUUCUUUCUAGAGUAAUAGCCCAGAUUGCCCAUCGUUAUCCUCACAUGGACAUUUUGGAGAUCGGCGCCGGUACUGGAGGAGCCACAAAGACCAUCAUGCGAGAUAUCGGGCGGUCUUUCGCUUCCUACACCUUCACUGAUGUUUCCAGCGGGUUUUUCGAAAAGGCUCGUGAGGUAUUUGCCGCUCAAUAUGAAUCAGAAAAAAUGACUUUCAAGGUCCUUGAUUGCGAAAAGGAUGUGGUAGAGCAAGGCUACGAGGAGUAUUCCUACGACCUAGUCAUUGCCUCCUUGGUCCUACACGCCACCCGAGAUUUGCAAAAGACACUGACAAACACGCGUCGUCUACUCAGACCAGGGGGAUAUCUCGUGAUUCUUGAGCUCACAAGCAAUGAUGUUGUCUGGGUAGGCUUUGCGAUGAGCGGCCUGCCCGGCUGGUGGCUAGGACAAGACGAUGAUCGAAAGUUCUCUCCGUGCGUCUCCUCACUGGCCUGGCACAGCAUAAUGAUAGAAACAGGCUUCUCCGGCAUUGACACUUCAACUCCCGAAGUUGAUACGCUCGCCCGACCCUUUUCCGUUCUCGUCACACAGGCCAUCGAUGAGGGCACAAAGGCAAUACGAGACCCUUUGCGCCACUAUGGCUCCUUCUUGCGAGAGAAAUCUAACCGGGAUCUUGUCAUUAUUGGUGGUGCAACUUUAACCACCAAGGUCUUGGUUGACAGUCUUUUGCAACUCAUCCAGCCUCUUGACUUCUCCAUCAUACACUGUGCAUCAUUGGAGGACCUGGCCGCGUCUGCCAUCCCUGCAACGGCACUCGUUCUCUGUGUAACGGAACUGGACUCUCCCAUCUUUUGUCAUUUUUCGAGUGAGAGAAUGAGCGGGCUGCAAAGUCUGUUCGACUACCAGAGAACCAUACUAUGGGUGACUCAGGGAUGCCAAGCCGACCAGCCUUACAUGAACAUGAGUGUUGGGCUGGGGCGCAGUCUCGCACUCGAAUUCCCAGAUGUUCGGCUGCAGUUCCUUGACAUUGACAAUUCCCGCAAGCCCGACGCUAGACUUGUGGCAGAGACUCUAUUAAGACUCAACUUCACUGACACCGAGGGGAUUCUAUGGUCGGUUGAGCAAGAGAUGGUCCAGGAGAAUGAUCGAGUCAUGAUCCCCCGACUGAUUGCUGAUAAGGAUGCCAACCGUCGACACAAUGCCGCAAAUAGGGUCAUAACAGAUGAUAUUGAUCCAGGAUCGACUUCACUCAGAUUACACCGGUCAAGUGCAGGCUACAGCAUCUAUGACAGCAACAUCAACAUUUCUUCAGGCGAGGUCAUGAUUCAUGUAAAGAAAGCGACGCUGCUUCCAAUACUGGGCAAUCUCCACGGCAUCUUUGGGAAGAAUGAGCUAACUGGAAAGUCUGUCAUGUGCUUCUCAGCCGUCAAUGGUUCCAUGGUCGCUGUACAGGCUGAACAUAUGGUAGAGCUCUCCGUCACCGCAGGCGACGAGGCCCGAUUGCUAGGCCUUCUACGCCUCGAGGUCCAAGUGAGCCAGGUUUUAGAUGUACUGGAGCCCGGUUCCACGGUGGUUAUCAACGAACCUACUCCAAUUCUUGCACAAAUGCUGCAUGAGCGGGCCUUUGAAAAGGGCAUACAUGUAUUUUUCACCGAGUCCGCCGCCGCGUCUGCCGUCGCCGCUCUGCCGCAACUGAGAGUGAACAAUGCUUCACCGAAAAGGCUUAUAAAGUCAGCCUUGCCUACAAACAUCUCUGCGUUUAUAGAUUGCUCUUCAGACCCUGAGGGAGUUGCGAGACUAGUAGAGCCCUGCCUUCCGGACCACUGCUGGCGUACGAGCCUGUCAGCCAUUCAACACAUGUAUUCUGGCACCAAGACCCCUGGGAACGAUAGCUUGUCGGAUCUCCUUCGGCGUGUUAUUUCGCAUUACUCCCCAUUAACCCCCAUUACUGUCACCAUUGCAAACCCGAGAGAUGUGGUAGCGAUGGGUGGUUCUUAUGAAGCUGGCACCAUUGUCGACUGGAAGGCCACUGCCUUGGUGCCUGUGAGGCUCACAUCGGUCAAUGAUCAGAUCCGAUUUGACGAGAAUAAAACAUACGUUUUGUUCGGGUUAACAAGUGAUCUGGCGACUUCGUUAUGCGACUGGAUGUCCUCCAGGGGCGCUCGAACCAUUGUUCUCACCAGUCGGAACCCGAACAUUGAUGAGAGGUGGCUUGAAGAGAUUUCGAGGGCAGGAGUACAUGUCAAAGUAUUUUCCAACGACAUCACGGAUCAAACUGCUGUUGAGGAGCUCGUCGCAACGAUCCGUCGAGAAUUCCCCCCGAUUGGCGGCAUUAUGAAUGGCGCAAUGGUGCUUCAAGAUGUCCCAUUUUCGGAGAUGUCAUUCGAGAUUAUGGAAAAAGUCUUGAGACCCAAGGUACUAGGAACGAUGCACCUGGACCGGCUAUUUCGUGAUGAUAGUCUGGACUUCUUUGUCAUGUUUUCCUCCAUAGCGGCCGCAGCAGGUAACCGCGGUCAGUCCAACUACAGCGCCGCAAACAUGUUCAUGGUCGCUACCGCCAUGGAACGCCGCCGUCAAGGUCUUGCAGCCUCGGUCCUACAUCUCGGCGCCGUCCUGGGCGUUGGAUAUAUCAUGCGAGAGUUCGAUGAGACUGUUCUUCCCACUAUCCUCCGCGGAGGAUUCAUGUGGAUGGAGGAGCGCGCAUUCCAUCAAUGCAUUGCCGAGGCAAUUCUUGCUGGAAGGCCACAGGCCGGACGAAACCCGGAAAUCAUCACAGGCUUGCGAAUGAUUAAUGCUGAUGAUGCAGAACCUGUGCCUUGGAUUAGGAACCCUCGCUUCCAGCAUUAUAUAAACUGGGGUAGUGAUGGAAACUUGAAGAAGACGAUGCAAAAUGCUGCUGUCCCCUCAGAAACUUGGAGGAGAUGUCGCAAAUUAUACAAGGCAAAUGGCUUUGUUGGCAAGCUCCAGGCCGCCUUGCAGCUUCAACUGGACGAAAAUUCUGAGGAAUUCAACAUGUCGAAUAUGAACGCGGAUGAUCUUGGGAUUGAUUCCCUCGUUGCAGUGGAAAUACGCUCUUGGUUCCUCAGGGAAAUGGAUGUCGAUAUGCCAGUAUUGAAGAUCCUGGGCGGCGCCUCUCUCGCGGACUUGAUUACUUUUGCGCUUGAGAACAUCCCUUCCGAACUAAUUCCAAAGCUAGCAGCUGUGGAAACCCAGCCAAUGGCUUCCAAUGAGUCGGAGCUGCAAAAAACGCAGCUCACGCCCUUGGUGGCAUCGUCGGGCUCAAAUGGCUCUGUCCUGGCAAGCAUUGACAACCUCUCCAGGUCUGCAGAGUCGUCUAUAGCCAGCUCCUCGUCUGAAAGCCCACUGCCGGAAAGCGAGAGUGAACCUGGGGAUGCAGGGCUAAAGUCGCGUUCCUUCGAACACAAGCCAGCAUUCACACAUGAGGUUGAAAGGUCGGUGCCCAUGUCGGCGGGCCAGUCUAGAUUCUGGUUCUUGAAACAUUUCGUGCAAGACCAAACUACUUUCAACAUCACAUUUUCCAUGAAGAUAAAUGGAGAGUUGAACGACCACAAGCUUGAGGCGGCCGUAAAAGUAUUGGGUCAUCGCCAUGAAGCAUUGCGAACCGCCUUUAUCACCCAAGGAGACCAGAAUUUACAGUGUGUCCUCAAAAAUUCCCUUCUUUGUCUUGAAAAGAGGACAAUACGAGAUAUAUCUCAAGUUGCGCGAGAGUUUGCAGACCUGAGGGACUACAUCUACGAUAUUCAACACGGCGAGACGAUGAGGAUGCUUCUCCUUUCGCUAAGCUCAGAGCAGAGUUUUCUCAUCAUCGGGUACCAUCACAUCAACAUGGAUGGUGCCAGCUUGGAAGUCUUUCUUGCAGACCUCGAGAAGGCGUACACUGGAAAACCACUAGCCCCAAACCCUCUCCAGUAUCCAGACUUCUCACUGAGGCAGAGUCUGGAGCGUAAAGAGGGUAAGCAUAGCCGAGAGCUCGACUUUUGGAAAGCCAAGCUGGACGAAUGCCCUACGUGCCUGCCCAUCCUUCCAUGGUCGCUAACAAAGUCUCGCGAACCCAUUCGUCGGUACGAGCAUACCAAAGUGACCAGGUAUAUCGAGGCAGAUCUUUCCUCAAGGAUCAACCAUAUGUGCCGUAAACAGAGAGCAAGCAUCUUCCACUUCUACCUCGCUGUCUUUGAAGUGAUGUUGUAUCGGUUGCUAGACGCGCCAGACAUGUGCAUCGGCAUGGCUGAUGCCAACCGUUUCGAAGGCAACCUUUCGGGGAGCAUUGGCAUGUAUCUGAACCUGAUCCCACUGGUGGCUCACCUUAAGCCCAGCCAGUCCUUUCGCGACGUCCUGAAGGAGACCAGACGCAACGCAUACGAGGCAAUGGCCCACUCUAAGCUGCCAUUCGAUGCACUGCUGGAUGAUCUGAAAGUAAAUCGAUCUAUAUUUCAUUCUCCUCUAUUUCAAGCGUUUAUCAACUAUCGUGCCGGCGUUGCUGAGAAGCGAACCUUUGGUGGGCUUGCAGCCGAGGCUGGAGAGACGGUCGCUGGGAGAACGGCUUAUGAUAUCUGCCUCGACAUCUAUGACAACCCUGGUGCAAGCACGAGAAUUGAUAUUGUUGUCCAGAAGCAGCUGUAUUCGGUUGAGGACGCUACUAUCUUGACGGAUUCCUAUUUUCAUUUGAUGAACUUCUUCUCCGCCAAUCCGGAUGCAUCGUUGAGUGAGCCAACAGUUGGCUUUGACGAGAGCACUUAUGACGAUGGCCUGUUAGGCAUUGGGCCGGUUUGCGAGUCACAAUGGCCGGAGACGCUGGUUCAUCGAAUUGAUGACAUGACUGAGAACUAUCCUACCAGUGUUGCGCUCAAACAUGGAAAUGACGUGUGGAACUACAGACAAAUGGCAGUCCGGGUCAACUCCAUUGCCUCGGCGUUAAUCAACCUUGAACUGUCUCCCAAAUCGAUUGUAGGAGUUUUCCAGGAGGCUGGUCCAGAUUGGAUCUGCUCCAUGCUGGCGAUCCUGCGUGUUGGGGCAACUUACAUUCCUCUAGACACCAGCACGCCUGUACCUCGACUUGCCAGCAUGGUAAACGACUGCCAGCCCGUUGCCGUGAUUGUUGACGAGGCUACUUUCCCUCAAACUACGGGCCUCAACCUGCGACAAGAAGCACUCAUUAUCAGCACAGCGGACAUCUCAGAGUCGGGCGGGAAUAAAGUGCCCGUCAAGGCAAAGUCCGAGGAUGCCGCCGUCAUUCUAUACACGAGUGGAACUACCGGCAUUCCAAAAGGCGUUGUGCUCUCCCAUAAUGGGCUGCGCAACUAUCUCGAAUGGGAGAACAUGUCAGGCCAGGAGAUUGUGCUGCAGCAUAGUGCGCUGGGUUUUGACCUGGGGCUCUGGCAGUCACUGGUUACUCUCGUCUACGGAGGAUCUAUUGUAAUUGUCCCGCGUCCUCUCAGAGGCGAUUCGGUUGCCAUUACAAAACUCAUUGCCCAAGAGAAGAUCACCUAUGUCGGCGCAACCCCAUCCGAGUAUCUUGGCUGGAUCCAAUAUGGCUUUUCGAAUCUCAGCCAGUCUACGAGCUGGAAGUAUGCCAUGUCGUGCGGCGAGCCGUGUCCCAGAAAGUUGAUUGAGGACUUUGGCAAGCUCGGUCUUCCCGAACUGCAUCUAUGGAAUUCAUACGGGCCAAGCGAGGCAACAAUGGGAUCAAACGCUCAAGAGAUUCCUCUUGGAGAAGGUGUUGUGGACAGAAUUCUCGCCGGGCCGGCAUUGGUGAACCGAGCAGUGCACAUUGUCGACGAGGAUUUGAAGCCGCUUCCGAGAGGUGCAACGGGCGAGAUUUGCAUCAGCGGUGCUGGGGUGGCCAUGGGAUACGUCAACAACGAUUUGCUUACCAGGCAGGCGUUUGUCACCAACCCGGUGCCUCCGGCCGUUUUCGAGAAGAAUGGCUGGACUAGGAUGUAUCGAACUGGUGACAAGGGUCGAAUACUGGAACGAGGCUCUCUAGAAGUGCUUGGUCGGGUCAACGGCGACUCUCAGGUCAAGAUUCGGGGCGUUCGCAUCGAACUGCAGGAUAUAGAGAGCACCAUCGUGCGAGUUUCUAAUGGAGCCCUUGCCAACGCCGCCGUCACGCCCCGGGGAGAUGCUCCCAUCCUCGUAGCUCACGCAGUCUUUGCAAAAGAUGCCGAAGUCGAGGACCAAACCCAGUUUCUGCAGCGGCUGGCGGUCUCACUACCUCUACCACGGUACAUGCAUCCUGCAAUUAUAAUCCCAAUCAAGGAUUUACCCCUGACCAGCAACGGGAAGCUUGACCGGGCAGCUAUUGAGAAGCUGCAGGUUUCAAACGGCACUGAGCGAGCUACAGGGGCGGCCAAGCUUGGGAACGUCGAGCGCCAACUUCGCGAGGCGUGGGAGGAGGUGAUUUCAGAAGAAGUCCUGCAACACUACACCGUCGACCGGGGCAGCAACUUCUUCCAUGUGGGCGGUAACUCAUUGUUGCUCAUCAAGCUGCAGCACUUGAUCAAGACGCGGUUCGGAGUAGCCCUUCCGGUGGCCACUCUCUUCGAGCAGAGCACUCUCCGGGCCAUGGCGGCCGUCAUCACAGACGCCACCUAUCUUGAAGCCGCGGAGACGGACUGGACGGAGGAAACAGCCUUGACCAAGCACGUGGUGGAUGCCGGCCCCUUUAUCCCCGCCGCAACCAAGUCGACAAGGGGCGUCAUAAUCAUGACGGGCGCCACGGGAUUUCUAGGGCUGGAGUUGCUCAAGGAACUCGUCGAGUCCCCCAGCGUGACCAAGGUUCACUGCAUUGCAGUCCGCAGUCAGGCAAAGCUAGGUUUGUUUCUCGGCUCGCCCAAGGUCACACUCCACCAGGGCGAUCUCAGUGCUCCGCGAGCAGGACUCUCGGUACAAGCUGCAGAGGCCAUAUUUGGCGAGGCUGAUGCCAUUGUCCACAGCGGUGCUGAUGUGUCCUUCCUGAAGACAUACCAAACGCUCCGACCAGCCAAUGUCGAGGCCACCAAGGAGCUCGCCAGGCUCGCUCUCGUCCAUAAUGUGCCGUUCCACUACAUUUCCACCACAGCCACGGGCCGUCUGAACAACCUGGAUACCUUGUAUGAGGUUUCGCUGGCCGAGAAUAUGCCUCCUCCGGGAUAUUCAGACGGGUAUGUGGCUGGAAAAUGGGCCAGUGAAGUCUUCCUAGAGAAGGUCCAUGAGCGUCUCGGGUUGCCCGUUUGUAUCCAUCGUCCGAGCAGUAUCACGGGCCCAGCCGCAAGCGAACUGGAUGUGGUGAACAGUGUCAUCAAAUUCUCUCGACAGCUCAAGGCCGUACCGACCUCGUCACGAUGGCGUGGAUCACUCGACUUCAUCAGUGUGCAGAAUGCGGCCAAAGGCAUAGUCCGAGUAGUGACGGGAUCUGAUCAGGAGACGAAGCUCAAGUAUCUACAUCAUUCCGGGGACGUGAUCAUUCCCAUUGACCGGCUUAGACAGCACAUGCAGGAGGAGGAUGGAAUCGAGUAUAGGGAGCUGAGCUUGUCGGACUGGACCGAGUUGGCAGUUGGGUUGGAGAUGAAUGUGUUGAUUGCAGCAUACCUUGCUGCCAUUGACGAAAUGGACCUGGAUGUUGUUUUCCAGAAAUUGAUCAAGCGUGAGGUGGGGGAGGGAUGA